This is a messenger RNA of Tarenaya hassleriana, 1016 nucleotides long. Its product is annotated as photosystem II D1 precursor processing protein PSB27-H2, chloroplastic. The record is from RefSeq and is a predicted model, not a curated record. The transcript is spliced from 4 exons. Lineage: Eukaryota; Viridiplantae; Streptophyta; Magnoliopsida; Brassicales; Cleomaceae. Gene Ontology annotation, biological process: photosystem II repair; photosystem II assembly. Gene Ontology annotation, cellular component: photosystem II; chloroplast thylakoid lumen. The coding region runs from base 115 to 762 and encodes 215 amino acids.
UCCUCCUCCGCGCACCACUGCUAUUCACUCACUCUACGAAGUUUGCGACCUUUCACUUCGACAGCUCCGGUUUUGUCCGAAGGCAUCGAAGCAUAAGGAAAAGACAGGAGACACAUGGGUUUCCUUGUCGCCGCCAAGAUUUGCUGUCCGAGUAACACUUCCAGAUUGGUCCAUGAAGAUGCAAAAUCUAAUUUUGAACAUCAAAGGCUUCGAGGAAGGUGUCCUGGCUCUGUUCAGUGUCACGAUUCUCUGCACGCUCGUCGUCGUCGUGGUUUCUUGAACUGCGUUGGCGCUUCGUGUAUGGUCAUGGUCGGUUUCAGAGAUGGAAUAUCAGCAUUCCCUGCCAUGGCAGAGGAUGGAAGUAGCAGGAAGGAGGAAGGAGAGGGACAAGGAAUAGUGGGUGCGUUCAAGACGCUAUUCGAUCCUGACGAGAAGACAAAGUCCGGGAAAGUGCUUCCAAAGGCUUACUUGAAGUCUGCAAGAGAGGUUGUGAAGACACUCCGCGAGUCUCUGAAGGAAGAUCCUUCAGACAUGGCAAAGUUUAGGAGAACGGCGGACGCUGCAAAGGAAUCAAUCCGAGAUUAUCUGAGCAAUUGGAGAGGCCAAGAGAGAGUCGCCCUCGAAGAAUCAUAUGCAGAGCUAGAGAAAGUGAUCCGAGCUUUGGCAACGUUUUACUCGAAGGCAGGCCCUUCUGCGCCUCUUCCGGAGGAAGUCAAGUCCGAGAUAUUGGAUGAUCUUUCACGAGCUGAAGAGUCCUUGUGAAAACAUUCGGAUCAGAUCUUCUGGAGACGGAUUCAGCCUCUGAAUUCGGUAUCUGGAUAUUGCAGGGAAUGAACAGCUUCAAGUACAUGGCAAUGUUUGCUCUAGAGUUUAUGGUUACAUAUGAUUUGCCUGUCCAUUUUCAUUUUGCAGCAGAAGAAACUUUGAUGUGUUCUAUAUGUAGCCAUUCCCAUCACAUUCUUUGAAUUCAUUCCUUGUAUUUCGAAAACAAUUGAAGAAAAAGUGCAUUUCUGUUU